Exophiala bonariae is the source of this 864-nucleotide messenger RNA. RefSeq lists its product as uncharacterized. The record is from RefSeq and is a predicted model, not a curated record. Gene Ontology annotation, biological process: actin cytoskeleton organization; barbed-end actin filament capping. The transcript has 2 exons. Gene Ontology annotation, molecular function: actin filament binding. NCBI's taxonomy places the organism in Eukaryota, Fungi, Ascomycota, Eurotiomycetes, Chaetothyriales, Herpotrichiellaceae. Gene Ontology annotation, cellular component: actin cortical patch; F-actin capping protein complex. The coding region runs from base 1 to 864 and encodes 287 amino acids.
AUGGGAUCUACAAUAGACAUCACUUCUGCCUUCAUAGCGGGCGCCCCUCCAGGCGAGCUACAGGACGUGGUCAAGGACAUCAAGGCUCUCACCUCAGACAACGACCCAACACUCAUUGCGAAGUUAAAGCCUGCGUUCCAAAAAUACAACGAAGACCAGCUCAUUCCGGUCAAGCUACCUGGUGCAAGUGACUAUGUGCUCAUUACAGCUUACAAUCGUGUCCCUUCCUCGACGAACAAAUACUAUGACACACAAUCCUCGACCUCCUUCGAGUUUGAUCAUAGUACAUCUAAGGCCUUUGGCUCGCAAUCCUACACACAUGAGACCACGCACUCAGACCUGAUUCAGUCCAUCUUAAAAUCCCUCUCUACACACUUCGCCGAACAUUACCCAUCGCAACAGCAGACGGCCUCUGCAUCUUCAUCCUCAGGCUACACAGUUGCGGCCACACCAGAAGACGAUAAAGUCGCUAUCCUCCUGUCCACAACCCGCUCUUCGCCAAAGAAUUUCCUCUCCGGUCGAUGGCGGAGUACGUUCCUCUUCAACCCUGCUAAUGGCACGCUCUCGGGCACUCUAAAGGUGGAUGUGCAUUACUACGAGGAUGGAAAUGUCGCCCUCUCGACCACGAAGAACAUUCCAGAUGUGUCGGUAGACGGUGGCGGUGAUGGCGCGAGUAUAGUGCGCAAGGUUGCCGCGAUUGAAAAGCAAUAUCAGGAAGAAGUCAACCGGGCAUUUGUUGGUAUGAACGAAUCGAGUUUCAAAGCUCUGAGACGGCAAUUACCUGUGACGAGGCAGAAGAUCGAAUGGGAACGAGUCAGAGGCUAUGGAUUGGGCAGCGAUCUUCGGGGCGAAGCGAAGAGAUGA